CCCACACUUCAAGUUCCAGAAAAAGAAUGAAACUGCAGCAGAUUGUGCCGAGCCUCAAUCUCAGCUCAGAAUGUAGUGUGAAUAAGAUGAUGCACAUGGAACUUUGAAGGAACAAGAGAGACCUUGUUAUCUUGAGAGAAGAUGAGUAGCUGUUCAGAUGAUGAAUUCUGGGAUGAACUCCUGCGACACUGCUCCAAAUGUCUGCACUGUGGGCGAAACUGGCACGUGUGCAAGUCCCCCUGUGAGAUUUGGAAAUGCAAUAAUACCCCAGGAUUCUAUUGGGACAGACUGUUACGCAAAUGUAUCAAAUGUGCAGAUGUGUGUGGCCAACACCCUCAACAAUGCUCAGAAAUUUGCAAUGAGAUCACAAGCUCAAAUCAGGACUCCCCAGCUAGUUUGAAAAACUGCCUACCCCAUGAAGACCACUUUAAUAUCCUCAUCUUCGUGUUCCUGGCAGCAAGUCUCUGCAUUGUUACAUGUUUAUUUCUGAUACUGCUGGUUUACACUGUCAAAAGAAGAAAUAUUUUCACAUGUGACACCACUGCUUCCAGCCACAAGACUGGUCCCCUCUCAGAAGACGGGGCCAACUCCUUUUCUUCAGACAGACUGCUGCAACGGGGCGUUGAAAGAGACGAUCAGAAUCAAAGCAUCUCCUCCGAUCCAUCAUCUGAACCAUCGGAAACUUGCAGCUACUGCUUCUCGGAGCAGAGGAUCGGCAGGAAAGAACGAAAGCUGCCGUCAAACCUGUCAACGUCCCAUCAGUGCAUCCAGAUAGCACCUGCAGCCGACACACGAGCUCUGCCCUCUGCCACAGUCCCCCAAAACAAGCCGUUUCAGAUCAUCUGUUCUCCCUCCCAACCCAGCACAAAAGAAAUAGAGAGCUUCCUGGAGAAGUGCCACAUUAAGUAUUGA
This is a messenger RNA of Pristis pectinata (smalltooth sawfish), 912 nucleotides long. RefSeq names its product tumor necrosis factor receptor superfamily member 13B. The record is from RefSeq and is a predicted model, not a curated record. The transcript is spliced from 5 exons. Lineage: Eukaryota; Metazoa; Chordata; Chondrichthyes; Rhinopristiformes; Pristidae. Bases 142 to 912 code for a protein of 256 amino acids. Gene Ontology annotation, cellular component: plasma membrane.